AUCAAGAUGCAUGAAAACUUAGAGCUGCCACAGACUUCCAUGGUGGGAGCAGCGCCUGAUCUGUUCUGUUUUUGCGGACAUUAAGUCAUUUGCCUUUGUGCAAAUCUUCAGGAAUUAUCGACGAGCACGACGUAGAAUGACAUCCCGCUUCAUGUAACCAAACACCCACCGUACACUGUACAAAAGCAACGCGUCUGAGUGUGUGGAUUCGACCACAGAUGUGCCUUGGAGCGAUAUUGUGGACACGCGUGGAUCUGUUUCCAUGCUGACGAAAAACGAACCGGUUAUUCAGUUUUCCCGUUGUGUCGUGAAGGAUCCAAAGGCUUAGGGUUCCUGGCUGCUGUCCAAGUAGUGCGGCGGUGGGCGUCAGAAUGAUGAAGAUGCGGCACCUGUAACCUGCACUGAGUCUCCAGUUCUGGUGAAUUAAACGCUAUUCAGAACGCUGGAAACGAGUGUACAGGUGAGCUAUUUCACUUCAUGCCCUGACAUGUUAAGGAGCAGGAGGGGAGGAGAUAAAGGACUAGAAAAACCGGUAAGCAGCUGGGAGCCGAGAAGAAUAUGUGAAAGGAGUAGAUUUCAGUCUCUCCAUUAAAACUAUAAGACCUGUGAGCAGGAAGAAAGGAGCAACAGAAAGACGUGAAAAGAGAGUAAUACAUUUGAGGCGAGACUGAACACAACCAUGGAGAAAACAUAAAGGAAAAACAUGAAACCGCACAUUUCAAAGGGCUUCUGACUAGCAGCAUGACUUGGACCUACGCGAUUGCAAAAUACAAACACACCUGCAGCCAGCAGUCAUCUGAGGACACUGUCUCUGAUUCUCCAUGCCGGAAACCUUUCAGUAGCGAACAUUUGCAUACAGCCCAACCAAACCCCACUGCUUUUUGUCUGUUAACAUCAGUGCAAGUUGUUUGAAGAGAUUCCAAGAGCCACCUGCUUCACUUGUUCUGUUGGGGACUAUGGAAGAAGGUAAAUCCUCAUGGUCCUUCCCUGUUCAUCUCCUGAGGACCAGAUGAGGAGCAUGUCACCCAGCUUGUUACGGGGCCAACGGUUCUACUGCCGUGAAUGGGCCCUUGAGAAGCUACAAAGAUGCCUAGAGGCGCGAGACUCCACCAAGAGCACGGAGGGAACAGCCCGUGUCUCUCCAGGGGUCCUAGUGACUGGGGGCCCGGGCACGGGUAAGACAGCCCUCCUCACAGAACUUGUUUGGCCUCAGUCGGAAGCAUGCAGGGCAGCAGGACUGGCAUCACGGUGUUUGUCCUGGCACUAUUGCCAGCGAGAGGAUGCAGGCAGUAUUGAAGUGUGGAGAUUUGUCCUGGGACUGGUUGAACAGCUGAAGGAAAGUCCACUUCUGGGACCGAACUAUGUGAAAGCGAUAAGCAGUGCUGCUAUUGCUGCUGUACUGGAGCCCCUCCACUGCCAAAGAGAACCUGAUGACACUUUUAAAAGGGCAGUAUUAGAGCCCCUCUUGUCCUUGACACCACCAGCUCACAGUGUGUUUAUUGUGGUUGAUUCACUGGACUCGGGGUAUUGUGGAGGUAAUGGAGUUGGAGAAGGUUUAAUAUCAGGAGCUGCGGCCACUCAGAGUUCCUCUAUUGCAGAGCUUCUGCUAAAAUACAUACAGCUCCUGCCCCCCUGGAUCUUGCUAGUCUGCUCUGCACGCCGCCAAAACAAAGCCAUUUGCAAGAUAUUCUCAGGUUUCAGGAGGUUGUGUCUGGAUGACUUAAGAAAGCCUGCAACUGUACGAGAUGUACAACAAUAUAUCCUUCGCAGACUUGACCAGGAUGGGGCUUUGAGAAGACAACUUACACCAGAGACAGCUGAAAUGCUUAAUCUUUUGCACAUCAAAAGCGGUGGCUGUUUCUUGUUUCUUGAGCGAGUACUAGAUGGUGUUGCACAUAGUCUAGUAGGACUUCGAGAAAUUCGGGACAUUCCUGGCACACUGAAUGGCCUCUACCUUUGGCUAUGUCAGCGCCUCUUUCCUCGAAGGCUGUUUGUCCAUAUUAGGCCUUUGCUGAAUAUCCUUUUGGCAUCCCCACAACCACUAACAGCUGAGCAGCUCUACACUAUUGCCAAAAGCCGUGACUUCUACCUUGGGAUUGGAGACUUCCAAGCACAGAUGGGGGCUCUGGCAUCUCUGUUUGUAGAUGGCCCUGAGGGCAGUAAACUCCUCUUUCAUAGCAGUUUUGCAGAAUGGUUAACUGAUGUUAAAUACUGCACACAGAAGUUUCUGUGUUGUGUGAAGGAUGGUCACCUUUCUUUGGCCAUGUCCCUCUCUCUUCGAGCCAGUAGUCUGGGUACAGAGGACACUUGCCAGCUGGCUUACCACCUCCUCAACAGUGGAGUCCAUGAAGGGGAACCAGCCCUCCUGGCACUCUGGUUGCUAUGGACUGGAGUUCCAGCACUUAACGGUGCCAAAACAGACUAUUCAUCUAGUCAUACUCCUGCAUUAGUUCAGCAAGAUGUACUACAACUCUUAAUGAAAAGUGGAAUUCACCCUGCAAGCUGUUCAACUGACAAUAGCUCCAGUGUCAGGGUACACUGUGUAGGAGGAGGCGGCAAGAUAGUUCGGCGAGCAUUACAGGGGGAAGACUCUGUCAGAGCACUUCUUGACAGUGGAAUCAGUGUGAACUGUACAGACCAAUCAGAUGGACGGACUUUACUGGCAGCUGCAGCCCAUGCUGGACUUGUAGAUGUAGCAGCAUUGCUGUUAUGCCGUGGAGCAGACCCUUUACUGAAUGACAACCAGGGGCAGACUGCACUGACGCUUGCUGCCAGACAAGGCCAUGUUGGUGUACUGCUGGUUUUGCUAAAGUGGGUGCAGGAGAUAGGGGCCAAGAGUCCUGCAGCACAAGCCCUGCUGGAGCAUGUAGACAGUGAGGGAUGGACUGCUCUUCGCACCGCUGCAUGGGGUGGCCACAAGGAAGCUGUGCGUCUACUUCUGGAAGCAGGGGCAGAGAUUGAUGGCUGUGAUUCAGAUGGCCGGACAGCCUUGCGAGCAGCAGCAUGGGGUGGACAUGAAGAAAUUCUGUUGACCCUUCUUGAUCAUGGUGCUGAAGUAGACUGCUCAGACCGUGAGGGACGUACUCCACUAAUAGCUGCAGCCUACAUGGGUCACAAAGAGGCAGUGGAGAUCCUUUUGAAUGCUGGGGCCGAUUUGAAUUUAGCGGAUGGGGAUGGACGAACCGCUCUGUCUGUUGCUGCAUUAUGUGUGCCAUCAGCAGCUGGAGGACGAGGCCAUGGAGAGAUUGUAAGCCUUCUGUUAGAGCGAGGUGCCAAUCCAGAACAUAAGGACAGAGAUGGAAUGACACCUUUACUACUGUCCUCUUACGAAGGGCAUGAGGAAGUGGUUGAACUCCUGCUGGAAGCUGGAGCAGAUGUAGAUGAAAGUUCUGGAUCACAUCCAUCUGCUAUCACUCCUCUUCUUGCAGCUGCAGCUCUGGGGCAUGCUGGCACAGUUAACCGUUUGCUGUUUUGGGGGGCAGCAGUGGAUGGCAUCGACGGAGAAGGGCGCACUGCUCUCUGCUUGGCUGCAGCCAAGGGUAGUGUUGAAGUUGUAAAAGCACUGUUGGACAGGGGUUUGGAUGAGAAUCACAAAGAUGACCUGGGCUGGACUCCAUUGCAUGCUGCAGCUUGUGAAGGUCACAAAAGUGUGUGUGCAAUAUUGACAGAGCAAGGUAGCAUGGCACGUGUGGGUGAGCUUGAUGUAGAGGGUCGGAGCCCUCUAAUACUAGCAGCACAAGAAGGUCACUGCAGUACAGUCAGGCUACUUCUAGAGCGAAAGUCACCCAUUGAUCAUCGUGCAUAUGAUGGACACUCUGCUCUUAGUGCGGCUGCUCUCCAGGGUCAUCGGGAGAUUGUGGAGUUAUUGAUGCGUAGAGGGGCAGACACUGAUGUCCGUGAUGCUGAAGGAAGACCUCUUCUUUAUUUGCUGGUCCUGGAGGGCCAUUUAGACAUGGCAAUGCUGCUCAUUGAAAAAGGGGGUGUCCCUCUGGAGUCAAAAGAUGCAGAAGGGCGAACUGCACUACAUGUAGCAGCUUGGCAAGGAGACCUGGAAGGUAUUGAACUGUUGCUGAAGUAUGGUGCUGACCCAAAUGCUAGAGAUCUUGAUGGUCGGCCUCCUUUGCACUCUGUGGCCUGGAGAGGUAAUGCAGCUGCUGGUAGGCUGCUGCUUAGGGCUAAAGGUCUUAAUGUAGACCUGCCUUGCAAACAGCAGGGUGCCACAGCCCUUAGCAUUGCUGCUCAGGAGGGGCAUGCUGAAAUUGUGGCCAUGCUUUUAGAGAAAGGUGCAGAACCAGACCAUGUGGACCGUUAUGGCCGCAGCCCAGUCAAGGUAGCAGGAAAACAAGGUAAUUUCACAAUUGUGCGACUUCUGGAGAGCUAUGGCGCAAAGCCCUUCUCAGGUCUCAUACCGUUUACACCUAGUGGUCCUCCCAACAAUUCUUAUCUUUCAGCCAUAGUCAAGACCCAAGCAUCCAUUAGUUCAGGAGAAGUGGGUGUUGAUGGAGUCCCAGCCACAUCUUCUCCAUCUUCGACCUCAGUUUCUGCCUCCUGUUCCCCAGCUUCCACUGCAGAGCGCUUUCAUUCCAUGCCUGCCUCACAGACUUCCUCCUCCACCUGCCACUCCCUGGCCACAGUACAGACUGUGCCUGCUGACAGCCUAAAUUUCAUCCAGCAAAUUCAACAACAUUCGCUUCCUCGUUGCCGCAGUCGGCCAUCCACAUUGCCUCUACCUGGUUCCAAUCUAGCCAGUCUUCAGGGCAGAGCUUCUAGGCACAAUCAAAAAGCUGUUCCCAAGAGCAGUCCCACAAAUGAACAGUGCACACUCUCUGAACUCCUGGACUCAGACAAACACUUAAAAGGGCUUGGAUACUCGGGGAAUGGCAACUACCUCUUAAAACCUAAAACUCCUUACAUCAUAGAGGAUGUGAUGGAGAAGAACCUCAAACAAGCUGGUGGAGUAGAUCUAAAGUGGAACUCCGUUAUGGCUUCCUUAGGGGUGAUGCCAAACCAAGAGGGCCCAAUUCGACAAACAAAAAUUGGGGAAAGCCCCCCUUUGGGAUACCCACAUUUUCACUUCCAAUCCCAUGCACAAAAAGAGGAUUGGGGAGGAAUUCAAAUGACAUCCAAAUCUCCAAUUGACCUUUCAGUUAUUUCCCCACAUAGUGCCUUAUCUAAUGAGUCUGUGUUUAACAUGACAACUACUGAUCCCCAGCUGAAUCACAAACAGGCAAUUAAGCUGCAGUUUGAAGGGCCAACCAGUGCAGCACUUUACAAGCGGGAAACCCCUCUCUGAGGCAAACUUGGACAUUUAGGAAUUCAAGGAGGUGAGGGUGGUGUGGGUAAUCACUGUACUGUGUGUGGGAGGAGUUGAGAGUAGAGGAAGAUGGCAGAUGAGAGAGUCGUAACACACUGACUUCCACCUCUCUUUAACCCAUUGACCCCAAAGCACAAAAGAAAAGGGAAAGACAUAGGGAGCAUAGAGGAACCGGAGUUCAAAGGCUCAAGCUGUGUACAUUCCAGAGCUUUUCCUCCUCAUGCUGUCACAAAGGGGUCAGCUGGCACUCUCUCAUACUCUGUCAUACAAUCACAGGAAAAUAUUUUUACAUUAAGAUGAACACAUAUGGAUAUUUGCUCUGCUUGUGUUAUGCAUUUGCAAAAGUCAGCAUAUUCAUACCCCAGGUAUUUUUGUGCACAUAACUCAACAUAAAUGACAACUUUUCAUAGACUAAUGAGCUAUUCACUCUUUCAUCUUCUUACACAUUGUGGCUCAGCAGUGCCAUCUUUGUUUUUAUGUUGGUGAAUUAUAAGAGCUAAUAAGAAUGCUGUUGAAAUUGGAGUGCAUCUACAUUCAGAACAGUCUUUUUGGGUGACCUGCUGUACAUUGCUCAGACUCCCAGACUUGGACUUGCUGGGCCAAAAAAAAGGCCUUUUCAAAGCACCACUGUCACUUAGUGGCUUUAUACUCCAGAUAUGUUUUCAUGACUAAUGGAAGUCAUCAGCAAUGUUUAUGUCUUUUAAAGAUGUGCUAAAUUAAAUAUACUAUUUGUUUCAGAA
Molecule: messenger RNA, 6054 nt
Organism: Carassius carassius (crucian carp)
Lineage: Eukaryota; Metazoa; Chordata; Actinopteri; Cypriniformes; Cyprinidae
Product: ankyrin repeat domain-containing protein 50-like
Exons: 6
Coding region: 977-5293 (1438 amino acids)
Molecular function (GO): protein binding
Source: RefSeq, a predicted model, not a curated record